This is a messenger RNA of Capsaspora owczarzaki ATCC 30864, 3464 nucleotides long. RefSeq lists its product as hypothetical. The coding region runs from base 766 to 3258 and encodes 830 amino acids. The transcript has 6 exons. Lineage: Eukaryota; Filasterea; Ministeriida; Capsasporidae. The record is from RefSeq and is a predicted model, not a curated record.
AAAGAAACAAAAGCUGACCUGUUUCACUUCAGUCUAUUUCGUUUUCUCACUCAUGGCUGAAAGUGCGAAAGCUUCCUCAUGGGUCUCUCCCAGCUCCACUCUAUCGUGCACUCUGCCACCCGCAAGAAACACUUCCGCGAUUCAUCUUUGAUACUUUCACCGACUCUUUCCAUCGAAACUGGGGUCGAACGACAUGCAUCGAUCUGUUCUUGGCAAUUCUUGGCAAUUGGCGAUUUUUGGCGCCUUUUUUUUUUUUUUUUUUUUUUUUUUGCUUUGGUUUGGAACCUUCUCCCUGCUCCUGUCUGUCGCCUCUCCACCCUCCCCGCUCGCAUGCCGCUGCAAUGCAAAUGAUCCCCUUGCCCCUGCACCAUUGAGCCGCUGCGCAUUGAAGCCCCGAACCAGCGGCGAACGAGCGCAUGGCUUUUUUUUUUAUCUUUUUUUUUUAUUAUCUUUUUCUUUUCUUUGUCUUCUUUUUUCAUUUUUAUUUUCUCAACCGGCUCCUGUCGUUUCAGCGCCCCUCCGUCUACAACGUUGAGUGAUACUAUGAGCGCGAAUAGAGAAGUAUGGUGGCAUGGCCGGCUCGCACCCGUCGCUUCAGACUGUCGUGUUGGCUGUUCCUGGUCCUUGUUUUUUUUUUUUUUUUUUCCCUUUCUUCCUUUCUGCUUCUCCCUUCUCCCGCUCUCCCCGCCUGCCGUCCCUCAGUUCCUCGUGACACGCCCUUGGUGUAAUUCAGUGAACAAAGACUAAAGCAUCGACUUUGACUUGAUGGCGGCAAGGACGGGAGGUACUGACCAGUUGUUUCACUUUUUUUGUUCCCUUGUGUUUGGACAGGCCCCGAAUCCAGCUCCAGCAACAUUCAGUGAACAGCUGAGCGCGUUGGCCGCAUGUCUUGGCGUCUCAGUCGAUUUGGUGCCAAUUUCAGAACUUACCACCCAACCUGCCCAACGCGCCAAGCUCAAGCAGCUUUUAGAUGGUCAACAAGCCGGCGCUGCCUCUCCAACUGACGAGCAGAAAACCGAUGCCGCAGCUGCACUCCGGCAGUUGGAAUUAACUUUCUGUGCCAAGCUGGUGGGCCGCAAUUGGUUCGGAGCAGACUUGCUUGAGGCGCUGAAUGACGAGCUUGGCUCCAAGUUAGUUACCGACCAGCAAGUCGAACAGCUGCGACGGCAGCUUGCUGCAACGAACAUCACUGAGCUCAUCACCUCGCCUGAUGAUCUUGCGACCCUUCUCGCGACUCUUCCCGGAGCUGAGGCACGAGUACCUGAUCCACAACUCACGAUCACGCGGGCACGCCACUCCAUCGACAGUUUGCUCGAUCGGUCGGAAGCAGAAGCAUCCAUUACCGCAGCUCUGGAACGCUUCAUCGAGACUGUCCGCGUGUGCAGUGCUGAACGCUCGAGGUAUCCAAUCGCACUUCUUGCGGCGCUUCCCGGCUGUGGGAAGACCCGUAUGUGCUUGGAGGUGAUGGAUCGGAUCGUCCCAGAAUUCUGCUCGCAACGUCACAUCCCAUCCCUGUGCCUAUUCUUGACCUUCAAUUCCGAUGCCGCGAGCACAUGGAGGAGCUACGAGGAGUCCGCACGUCACCCUCAGCAUGCCAUUGCAAGGCGUUUGCUUCAGAGCUAUUAUGGUGGGGCAGAAAUUACCACCAACCGCGACAUUUCUGUGAACGCUGCCUUGAGCCUCAUCCGCCGGACAGAGGCCGGACGACAACAGGUUCUUGAGCAACGUUUGCACAUCUUUAUUGCAAUGGACGAGGCGACUCGUCUCCUUGGAGCGCAUGUUGCGCCACAAUUCCAAGAACCCGAUCACGCGGGGUUGUCCCUUGGACAAGCGAACCGUCGCUUCUGGAAACAAGCGUUGAUUGAUCUACAAGUUGCAUGCCGAUCGUUCACAACUCCAACGUGGAUGCUCGUUGCUGGCACGAUGUCGAGUGCUCUGAAGCAAGCGGUAACGAAUUCAAGGUUUUUUGUGCUGCCGGUACCGCUUUCGCCGCUCCGUGCUGUCUAUGCAGCACGGCUUCUGGACAUUGCCGAUCCGAAGGCCCCGGAGUCCCGCCUCCUACCAUGGCGUGUCAACUCGAAGCUGAUGGCUCGAAUCGACCAGGCUGCUGGGCUACCUCGUACACUGUUGAACAUUAUUGACCCGAAAACAUAUCUGGAUACCGGGAGCAGCGUCUCCAUCGAUGACGCAACACUUGAGAGGGUUGUCCGAGAUGGUGUCAAAGGGUCAAUCAUGCAGUCUGAUUGCGAUUUCCUCGAGUCUCAAGCGUUGCUGGUUUACCGCGAACAAGCCCCAGUAUUCCAUCCGAACAUAUCUCGGGUGGUGCGACCAACCACAGCCCCAGCAAACUUGGUGAUGGCAGCAACGAUGUCGACUCUUCACAAGCUCCAAGGGCCGGAUCCAAACAAGGCGCUACAAGUUGUUGACCUCUGGCAAUCGUGGGAAGCAUUUUGUGCCAUCAUCACAAAUCUGCGAAUUCUGUCGGCAAUUGCAGCACACCCCAACUCUGAGUACGUGCAAGUAACCAAUCUGUUUCCAGGCAGCACCAGCUCGCGGUUGCCAGAGUUUUUCGUUAACGCUUCUGCAUGGAGGGACUAUUCGGAGGACAACCCGGAUCGGCGCAAUCAACCUGUUGAUGGCCGGGUCUGCUUGACUCCUGCAGGAUACACCGGUGUCGACAGUUGGUGCACAGUCUAUGUGAAGGAUAACAAUGGCGAGUAUACGCCAGCCACGCUGGCGCUGCAAGCCAAACUCGACCAAGUGGAGGACUGCGUGCCUCUUUCAACACAGAUCGAAUAUAUCGAAAAAGCGCAGCGCAAUUGCCCAUCGUCGACUACCAUUGUGGCGCUGUUGACAACCGCUCGGAUGGACAAAUUCGAUCCUUCGGAUGUUCCUCCAAAUGCGCUCAUUCUGCCUCGGCAGGGAUAUAAGGAGUUCGUGGCGUGCUUUGAACUUAUUGCGGAUAACGUAUGGGCGUACAACCCGCACUUGAGCUCGAUUCCGCGUCUCGCAAGUCAAUUCUACGGCAAAAGGACGACACUUGCCCAAGCUCGGGCGAUCGCUGAGGUGGUGAAUGCGUCCCAGUCAUUGGAUCCCAAGAAGCAGUUUCGAACAAUCCGAGAUCUGCGCACGUACUUAGAGGAGCAUGCAAGGGUCCCCAACUCGGGCUUCACAAUCCAAUCGAUUCCGACAAACGCUGUGCUUGGCUGGCCGUACGCGGACGACCUUGUCAUGGAAAACCGCUCGAAUACGCGUUGAGUAUUGCCUCUUUCCACCAUGGCUGUUGUCCUUGCUUCAUAUUUGUUUCCUUCCUCCAAAGCAGCUCGUGGAUGACCCAGCUUGGUUGCUCGUGCAUCGUCGUUCCGUGGCACGGGUCGCUUGGGACCCAACACCGUUGAAAGGCGCGAAUGAUUGUUGUUUGUCUUGUUUGGAUGUUAUCCCAACACACAUUUUUUUCACCGUCU